AUGUCGCACGAUAUCAUUAUAGUCGGUGGAGGUGUUGCGGGUUGCGCCUUGGCUGCGCGACUGUCAGAGGCUGACUCACUUCAAGUGCUACUGAUCGAAGCAGGAAGCGAUCACAACAAAGAUCCACGAGUCAAGACACCUAUGCUUUUCCGUCAAUCUUUCAGUGAUAGGAACAUUGACUGGGACCACCAUGCGAUACCUCAAGAGGAGAUCCAUGGGAAGCAGACGGUACAUCCACGAGGCAAAGGCCUCGGCGGGUCGAGCCUGAUCAACUACAUGAGUCUACAUCAUCCAACAAGAUCCGUAUACGAUGCGUGGGCUUCAGCAGGAAACCCUGGUUGGGGCUGGGACGACAUGUUGCCGUACAUUCGGAAGUUUCAUACCUACGUGGAGCCGUCGGACGAAGUUCGCAAUGCGCUCAAGCUUGACAACAUCGACAAGAAUGCUCAGGGCAAGGACGGGCCGGUGCAGCUGACUCACGCAACUGAGGUCAAUCCACUCGAUAAGGUAUGGCUGGAGACAUUCGAGAACAUCGGCCACGCAAUGACCAUGGAUCCUCUGUCGGGAGAGCCUACUGGGGCGUACAAUGUGCUGGCAACAGCCGCCGCCAACAAAGAGAGAUCGCACGCAGCCGCAGCGUAUCUCGACAGCGCCAGGAAUCGAUCUAACCUGACGGUUGUUUGCAAUGCUCAGGUCACCAAGCUCAUCUUCUCCGGCAACAGAGCUACGGGGGUAAUCUACACGCAGGAUGGCUCUGAGAACUCCGUCAGUGCUUCCAAGGAGGUGAUUUUGUGUUGCGGCGCGUUUGAGUCGCCGGCUCUACUAGAGCGCUCUGGUAUUGGCAGAUCCGAUGUCCUGCAGAGACUCGGUGUUGCACCCGCCCUGAUCAACGAGAACGUUGGCGAGAGCCUUCAGGACCACCUCUUCACAGCGUGUUCCCUCGAGAUCGAUCCAAAGUUCGUGACGUUCGACCAGUUUCGUGAUAUAGACAACGUCAAACGAGCACUGGAAGCAUAUCAGAAUAACCAUACAGGGCCCUUUGCUGGCACUUUCCGCAACAUGGCUCACCUCCCGCUGCUCUCAUCGGCCGACGACUUUGACAUUGACGGCAUUCUCAGCUCCUACAAGGGCCCUCGCACCCCUGCCUUCAAUCUGGCAGAGGACCAUGUCCGCACUCUGCUGAAGCAGAAUCGUAAUGCUUCUGCAACCUUCAUCCUUGUCCCGGCUCAGGUCCAUAUGCAGCAUACCGACUCGUUGGCAAACAUUAUCGCGCCGACGGAUCCUGGCAGCUACGUAAGUCCCCACGUCGCCAUCAGUCAUCCUCUCUCCCGUGGCAGCGUUCAUGCGCGCUCCACGGACGUUGGCGACAUCAUUAUCGACCCGAGGUACUACACCCAUCCACUGGACGUCGCACUUGCUGCCAGGCACGUCAAGUUCAUCGAUACGCUCAUCAACACAGAGCCAUUGAAGUCCGUCAUUGUUCCUGACGGGCGCCGCAUUCCGGAGUGGGCAUCAUUCGACACCCUGGACGACACUGAGAAGCUUCUGCGCUACAGCAAUGCAUCAUUCUACCACCCGGUCGGGACUUGCUCGAUGCUGCCUCGAGAGAAGGGUGGCGUAGUGGAUAGCAGGCUCAGGGUAUAUGGUAUUGAGGGAUUGCGCAUAUGUGAUGCGAGCGUCUUUCCCCUCAUCCCGAGAUCAAGUCUGAUGAGCAGCGUAUACACCGCUGCGGAGAAGGCAGCGGACAUGAUCAAAGAAGAUCUCGGUGUGCGUGGGUAG
Messenger RNA from Cyphellophora attinorum, 1779 nucleotides. Its product is annotated as L-sorbose 1-dehydrogenase. Gene Ontology annotation, molecular function: flavin adenine dinucleotide binding; oxidoreductase activity, acting on CH-OH group of donors. The transcript has a single exon. The record is from RefSeq and is a predicted model, not a curated record. Bases 1 to 1779 code for a protein of 592 amino acids. Lineage: Eukaryota; Fungi; Ascomycota; Eurotiomycetes; Chaetothyriales; Cyphellophoraceae.